Molecule: messenger RNA, 9107 nt
Organism: Caenorhabditis auriculariae
Lineage: Eukaryota; Metazoa; Nematoda; Chromadorea; Rhabditida; Rhabditidae
Source: the annotation of a GenBank genome assembly
AUGCUCAUUGUCCCGUACAGCAAGACUGGUGGUUUUGUGCCGACGAAAAAAUUCAAUUUCGAUUUGCUUAUGAAGGAAUAAGUCGACGUGGCCUUCCCAUAGAACAAAACGAUUUCUGGGAAACCGUGAGGCGUUGCAAAUAUCAUAGAGAGUCUCACGUUUCACGACAAUCCCAAGAGAACAAGGUCAAACAACAUUAAAAAUUCGAAAACAGUCACUGAUGGCAUUUUUGGUCUACUGGCUAGUACUCAAGGUUUAGUAUUGCCCACGAAACGACUGAUAGGCAACACGAAGUUAGGGAUUCUAAAGAACCAAGGCUAACUGUGGGAGUCUCGCGACGUUUCCAGACACUGUCACUAGGCUUACUCUGGCGCGCUAAAAAAGGCUCUCUUUUCCGCAUUAAUUUGUUUCUUUUUCUAGAAAAAAAAGUUGAGACAAUUUCAAAAUUUGGGACUCAAUUCGAAGUUGGCGUGACUUCGAAAAAAGCUCAAGUACAAACGCCUUAUUCGAUGAUUUGAAGUGUUUUUAGUCUUCAAAGCUCUGACCACCGUCAGGCAAGAGUUUGAGCCUCAUAUGGCACUGGCUAAAAAAACGCAGCACAACUACUGAACUUUCUGAAAAUGAGCAAAAAAGUUGUGCUUUUUAUUUGUCAUUCUAAAAUUCAUAUCACGCGCUUUCUAUGAAAAAAAACUGUAUCUGAGAAUAAAGUCUUAUCAGAAAGUUACUAAAAACUAACAAAUGGCCGAUUUUACCAACCUAAUAGAUGACGUUGAAAAAACAAUUUAUCAAAAAUUUCAAAAAAAAUUUCAAAGCAGUUCAAUUCAUGUUUUUUUAAAUAAAAGUAAUAUGUGCUAGACCGGACGUGUUUUGACGCAGAUUUAGUAACUUUUGCAAGAAAAAGGGUCUCUAUAACUAAUUUAUUCUUUUGAAAAUCGGACAGAGCUUAUAUAGAGCUUCAUCUCGCCUAUAACUUAUCCAAUCUACAAUUUCUUCGCUUGAAAAUUUUCAGAAUUAUUCAAGAAAUAAGGUUUUUUUCUCAAUAGUUAGUUAGGAGUAAGUUUCAAACUAAUCUAUCAAAUGCAGAAAAGUACUAUUCGAUGAUCAUUUCUACUAGUUUGACGACCAAAAAAAUUGGUAAUGUUUAAAAAAACUAAAAAAAUAUUUUUCUGUUUGCGAUUAUUAUUGGAAUAGAAAGAUAGUUCAAAGGCGCGGCUUAGGAGUACAAGAACUACUGACUUCCUUUCGCGUAAAUUCAAUCCAAAACAAAUUGGGUUUUCUACGCACAUCUAGCCUCCAACUAUCUCUAAAAAAAACUAGUACUCCUUUUUUUUUGAAAUAUUCUUUUAAUAAAAAAAUAGAUAAUCAGCCCUCAUUAAACAAAAAAGAAAGCAACCUUAUUUCUGAACCUUUUUGGCAUCUCCCAGCCUCAAAAAAGUCUUAAAACGUCAUUGAUCAAUUAACUGAUAUUAACCAAAAUGUUCAGCAAAAACAGCAGUUUGCAUUAUUUGAAUGCCUGAAAUCGACGUUGGCCCAAUUCCAAAAUGGCUACCUCGUUUUUUCGGCUUACUUUCUUUUAUUUUCAAUCCACUGCUUAUCUUUCUAGUUAUCACUCAAAACAAGUGCAAACUCGGUCCUUAUCGACAAAUUUUGGUUUUUUUCGCUAUAUUCGACAUGACUUAUUCAGCUGUCGAUGUUGUAGUUGGAAUGGUGAAAUUAAUAAAAUUUUUCCCGGAAGAUGUCAGAAUUCAGGCGUCACACCAGUACGAAUCAUCUUUCUCUUUGUUCGUCAGCCAUGGACCUCUAGUUGACGUAAAUUACAAACAAAAAGAUCUUAUUAUAUUUUUCUUUAGAACCCGGUUUUUGGCGAGAUCGGUGUAAUCAUACGGUGUUCAUUCAUCAGUUUGACCUACGGUAUUUUCGAAAUACACUUCAUUUAUCGCUACAUAGUUUUGUGCAGGUUUUAAUUUCUUUUUUUUUCUAACAUUUUUUUGUAAAACGUCCAAUCCAGACCAGAAUCAACUCGAUGUUUCACUCGACCCCUCUACAUUUUUGGAUUGUUCCUUUUCUGGCUUUUUUUUGGGAUUGAUUGGGUGAUCGGCUGUUCAUUGAUACGUAUCAGCGAAGAAGACCGAACAUUUCUUCGUGAAACUUUUCUUCUCACUUAUAAUGUUGAAAUUAAUGAUGUUGGUCUUAUUGGGGCUAGAUACAAAGUGAGUUUCUUUUUUGAUAAGAGCGUAAAAAGUGAAUAAAGAACGCGAUUAUAGACAACUAACCCGACAACUAUUUUGAGAACGUGUAUAGCUAUUUCGAUGGGUAACAUAUUAUCAGUUUCUGUUAUCACAUCCUACUGCGUUAUGGGUUACAAGGUGCGAGAAAGAGAUUUUAAAAGUACCAGGAACAGUUUGACAAUAGGGGAGCGGUUUCAGCUGAAAUGAGGAGUGCGGAAUUCCGUUUUUCGAUGUGGUUCUUGGUAUCAAAAUUUGGAAAAAAAGAUUUGCAAAAUCUUACUUCGCCUUUUCUAAACACCUGAGAGUCAAUUUUCAGAUAGACUGUCUGAAAAAGGCCACAAUCAGUGCAGCAGCCAAAAGAGUUCAUCGCCAGUUAUUCCUGGCUUUAAUUGCCCAAACGACGAUUCCUUUUGUGGUCAGCUUCUUGCCCUGUUUACUCAUAUGGUAUUCACCUUUGUUCGAAGUGGAUCUGGGCAGGUAACCAUUAAUCAUUAUUGAAAAUUAAUUCAGAACUUCUCAGAUUCAACAACAACUACACGAUUCCGAUGUUCAGCGCUUUCCCAUUUUGUGAUCCAAUCGCGAUAAUCGCUAUAUUCUCCGAGUACCGGACUUAUGUCUUGAAUAUCCUUGGAGUAAAGACUUUAGUGAAGAACUUGCAAUAUUCUUCCUUUCAACCAGCUUCUUCGGUACAAACAGAGCCAAAAAAACGAAUACAACAUAUCAAAAAUGCGAUCUCCAGUGUUCUCAGUUCAAGUUGACGUUUUACUCAAUGAAUGGUUAUUAACAUUAGAUUGAAAGUUGCGCAUGCUUGAAAUGAUGGAGAAAAACAUUGUACAAUAUGUUCAAAACUUUUCUCGAGUGGUUAAAAACUGCAAAAUUUCAACCUAAAAGCCAAUUGUUAUCCUUGACCCUAUACAAUAUAUUGGCUUACGCUUCUUCAAAAACCGGGAGAAACAAUGUAUAGAAAUGAUAAUUUUUUGAAUUCCUCGCUUUGGAGAGAAAUACAUCUGUAAAAUGUCCUCAAAUACAUACAUCAAUAAAAAAAUUUUUAAUUUUUUUGAGAAAUAUUUUUUGAAAAAAAGUUCAAUCGAAGUACUUUUUGCAUAAAAAGAAUCGUUGUGAGACCGGAUGUGUUUUCACCAAAAGUUAUUAAAUGGUUAUACCAAGAAGAAGAUUCUCUAUAAUUCAUUUUUUUCUAUUAGAAGUUCUGAAAAAAAGCCUUAUAAAUUUUUUUAACUGCCAAAAAAAUAAAGUUUCCAUUUUUUUCAAAUUCCUCACUCUGCGAAACUUGAAAAAUUUCAAAGCUCUGAACUAAAUUUAGCAUUUUUCUUGAGAUUGAAUUUUGAACUGCUUUGUGGAGACAUAAUGAAAAUCUUGAAAAAAAGAGUACUGAAAAAGAUACCUGCGUAAUUAAAUGAGAUACUAAAAUUUUUUUAAAAAAACUGCUUUUUUCUUAAUUUUUUUCAACCGAUGAAAGCUUUUUUUCGUAUUUCAAAAAAAUAUAAUCUUACAGUAAAAUUGUUCUCAAUUGAAAAGAUCCAACGACGAAAGACAUUUCUCAAGCAUUUUCUGCACAUUUUCGUGAAAAAGGCGCUUAAAAACAGCAAAAACUUAGGAUAUAUAUCAUGGACGUAUGCUAAAUGAUUUUUUGAUCUUUAUGAGCUUAUCAUCAAAACGUCAUAUUUGGGAAAAUUGACUUUAACAUCAUUUUCGUUGUUGGAAACAUAGUAAAAAAAUUUACACAGCGUUUUUCUGUAUCCAAAACGAACAAUUUUCUAAAUCGCGUGCCGUGAAUUCAAUUAUUCAAUUCACAGAUUUAGUUUUUGCCAAGUUUGUAGUUAUCUCUUUGUUAAUGGUGAAGUUUUACUCUAGCAAGAAAAAAAUCCUGAUCAGAGUUUCUACAACUUUAAAGCCAUUUUCGAGAUAAUCUAUCAUUUUUGCUUGACUAUCGGAUUUCCCUCUUUUAAUUGAUAUUAGUUUUCUGAUUAUGACUAUCUUUCUUCACUACACGAUAAAACUCUCACAGCCAACUUUCAUAAAGUAGUCUUACAAAAAAAAAUAAGAACAUCUUAAAAAGUUAUCCUUGGGAAAAUUCAGUGAAAUUUCCUCUUAUAGCCUUCUGAUUUUUCCUCUGUUCAUCUUAUCCAAAAAAAGUCCAGAAUUAAAAAUCCAACUAUUUUUUUCAUCUUUGAUGUUAUCAUUGAACGUCAAUUUUGAAAAAUAUUAUCGUGCAAAAAUUGAAAGCCUUCAAAAAAUUUAAAACUUUCUUUACUUCAAUUGCAGUAACAGAGAUUGAAAUGUUUCCAAUAUAAGUGUCACAAAAACUCGUGAUUUCGAUUAUUAUAUCCUUCUAGUUAUACUUUUGCAUCUUUGAUUUUAUGUUGAAGUCCGAAACUUCCUUCUUUUUCCUACGUUUUUUAUAGUAAUUCUAUUUUCGAAUGCCUGAGAUCGACGUCGGCUUCAUUCCAAAAUGGCUGCCCCGAUAUUUCUGCCUGCUUUCUUUUAAUUUCAAUGUACUACUGAUCUACCUUGUCGUCACCCAAAACAGGUGCAAAAUCGGUCCUUACCGGCAAUUUCUGAUAUGUUUUGCCUUAUUCGAUAUGACCUACUCGGCUAUCGACUCUUUUGUAGGAAUGGUAAGUGUCAAACUAUUCAUCUUGAAAAUGUCGGAUUUCAGGCUUCUCAUCAUUAUGAAUCAUCAUUUUCAGUUUUUGUCAGUCAUGGACCUCUUGUCGAUGUAAAUAGCUCAUUUUAAACUUUUUAGCCUCUCAAAAAAUUAUCGUUUCAGUACCCGUUUGCUGGAAGUAUCGGCUUAAUCGUCAGAUGUUCGUUCAUCUCUCUAAGUUACGGUAUCCUCGAAAUACACUUUAUUUAUCGCUACAUCGCUUUGUGCAGGUUAAUUUUUCUCAAAUUUUCAAUUUCUUCUUCAUAGCAGUUUUUCAAAAUGUCCUGACAGGAAAUACCGGGGCGCAGAGUUCUUUCAAUAUUUCACUUCGAGACCUCGAUGAAAAAGUUCCCAAGCUCAUUUGAAAAUCACUGUUCAGACCAAAACUAAUCCACUGGUUUACUCAUCCUUUAUACAUAACUGGCUGGCUGAUUUUCUGGCUUUCUUUCGGUGGGAUCUGGGCUUUCGCCGUAUCUCUGGCCUAUCCGGACGAGGAUGACCGAAAAUUUCUUCGUGAAACUUUUCGCGUCACUUAUAACGUAGAUGUAGAUGAUCUCGGUCUCAUAGCGGUUCGAUAUAAGGUAAACUGAAAAAAAAAACAGAAUAUCUCCAAAAUUCACUUCAUAAGUAGGGUGAUUUUUUUCAUACUGCAUCCAUGUUUUAAAAAAAUUUACUUUUAACAAAUGGGCGUAGCACUAUAUGUUAUUAAAGGUACUCAAAAUGAGAGAAACCUGGAUUCGCAUAAAACAUGUAAACUUAAAUAAAACUUCAGGGGACUGAACAAACAACUUUUCUAAGGGUGUUCAUGGCUCUCUUGAUAAGCAAUAUCAUAUCAAUAACCGUCAUAGUUUCUUAUUGCGUUUUUGGAUAUAAGGUGAGUGGGGAGAGCUUUGGAUAUAAAAAAGCUGCAAAAAGGGAUCUGAAAUAAAUUUACCGGUUUUUAGCAAUGCCAGAGUGGCCCCUAGAAAGGCUCGUGUUGGUUCCUCUCAAGGUACCAAUUAAUUUCCUCCUGUAAGGGGCACUACAGCUCGCAAAUUUGGCCACUCUUGGGGGCAUGCUAGUGGUCCGUAGCACAACAAAAUCAAGAGAUCACAAAAAAAUGUUUAAAAGUUUAAAGAUCGCUAAAUGGACCAGUCAAAGUUAAAGGGCUUACGGAUCAAAACCUAUAGGAACCAACUGAACAUCCCCCGUUCUAAUGACCACCCUAGAGAUCCUAAAUUUGGUACAAUUUUUGAGCGUUUUGAAAUUGAUUUUCUCAAUUUCGACUUAUUGCUCAUUCUUGUCGUCCGUCAAAGUUUCAAAAAAUCGGUCAAAAAAUCUUACACUUCCUAAUUUCUUAGUUAAAAAGUUCCUUUCAGAUAAAUAAAUUCCUCAAAGUGUCCACAAUCAGCUUCACUGCAAAACGAGUCCAUCGACAAUUAUUUCUAGCCUUGGUGGCUCAAACGACGAUUCCUUUUGUGGUCAGCUUCUUGCCUUGCAUGUUCCUAUGGUACACACCUUUAUUCGGUGUGAACCUGGGCAGGUAAUAUUCGAUCUAUAUGAAAAACCAAUCAAAAACUUUCAGUUUCAACAACGAUUUCACGAUUCCGAUGUUCAGCGCUUUCCCGUUUUGUGAUCCAAUCGCAAUAAUCGCUAUAUUCUCCGAAUAUCGAGCUUAUAUACUGAGCUUACUUGGAGUAAAAACAGCAAAAAAUAAAAUCGGAUAUUCGUCUUCAAAACUAACUACAUCGCUUUCGUCACAACCUAAUAAACGACUAGAGGGCAUCAAAAAGACAUUUUCCAGUAUUUUUAGUCAAAUUUGAUUCCCGGCUUUUUUUUAAAGAAUUUUUUUUCGUGCUCAAAGAAAACGUCUGUUGAUGAAUAAAACAUACCGCCUCUGUAGACCGAGACUUCGUGAUAGAAAAAAAGUCAGCGAAAAAAACAAUUUGGAAAAUAUUUGAAGGAUUUUCCACUCGGGCGACAUAAUUCUUUUUUUUUUAUUUGAAAUGAAAAAUCCAGAAAAAUCUUAAAUUGAAAAUGACAUUUCUUAAAAUUUUUGCCCUGUCUGUUCCCCGGAAAAUCUACGGUUCUCAGUACUGUCUUUAAAAAAAAGUCUUUGAAAACUGGGACGGUCAAAAAAGUUAUGUACCUGGAUGGGAGAGUCUGACCAGCACUUAUCACAUCAGUUUUUGCAUAAUAAGUGCUGGUCAGACUCUCCCAUCCAGGUACAUAACAUCUUUGACCGUCCCAGUCAGCUCAGAGGAAAUGGUUUUGAAUUAAUGAAAACGAAACCUUCACUGGUUUUCUUCAAUUUCUUAUCACAUCGCAUUACUAAUGUUUGGAAGGACAUUGAACAUGAAUUAUUGGCAGAGGAAGACAAGAAAAAAUUUAAGGACAUGUUUUAGUGUAUGCAGAAAAUGUUGGCGUCGAGCAUAUUCUUUCAAGAGUUCACAGAUUUGUGCCAUAAUCAACUUGGUUUUAAAUAUCUACUUAUUAUAGUUCUAUGUUUCUUUUCUUACACAAAAAACUUUUUUUUCUUCACAGGUGGGGUUAGUUAAUCCACCUAGUGGUCUUUUUCCCUCCCUGCAAUAUCACCAUACCAUCCCGCUGUUGCGAAAAAUAAACAAAUUGAAAAUCUCAGAAAAUAUGUCCCUCUCCUCGGUGUAAUCAAGAAAAAUAUGUCUCUCGACGAUCCCCUAAUUUGUCAUUCUGUUUUCACGUUUCUCUGACCUCGCCGAUAAGGGAACAGAAGGACGCCUUGUUUUCAUAUUUAUCAAUUAAUUCUACGUGUACUCUUGUUUUCCCUCUCUCAUCGGAAGAAAAAAAGUACGUGAACCUCAACGCAUAAUUUCAGCUGUCUGAACAAGAAGAUCGACAUGAGUUCUCCGGUUCUUGGAAAAGUCGAGGUUCAGGUUCGAAUUACUCGUUCAGUUUUCAAACUAACAAAACAUGCACGUCAAUAAAAUGCGUCCCUUUGGAAUACGUCUAGAAAUACUUCUUCUCGGAGUCCAGUAGCUUAUUCAUGCAAUUAGCAGGUCAUACGAUGGCUUCUCGUUGUGAUUAUUUCCCUAGCUUCAAUCAUUCCCAGUUGACUCAGUCCCAGUCUUCGUUGUUUAGAAAAUCACAGAGAAAAUUAAUUUAACUAACACUUUUCUUCUUUUGUUCGAUCAAUCUCGUAAAUAAAUUUUCAGAGCCAAGGUUUUUUGAUUUCUAAAUGCCUGAGAUCGACGUUGGCUUCAUUCCAAAAUGGUUCCCCCGUUUUUUCUGUCUUCUUUCGUUCAUUCUCAAUCCACUAUUGGUCUACAUUGUAAUAACUCAAAAUAAGUGCAAAAUCGGUCCUUAUCGACAAUUUCUGGUAUGUUUUGCCAUAUUCGACAUGACCUACUCAGCAGUUGAUGUAAUAGUUGGAAUGGUGAGCAAAAUGAAAAUUUAAUUGAUAGGACUAAUUUUCAGGCUACACAUCACUACGAGACAUCUUUUUCGGUGUUUGUCAGUCAUGGGCCUCUUGUGGAUGUAAAUUGACUUUCCAUGUUCAAAUUUUUAAAAUUUGAAACGCCCAAGAAUAUUCAAAUCAACAACUUUCAGAAUCAACCAAUAGCCGAUGUAGGUUUAGUCAUCCGGUGUUCGUUCAUUUGCCUGAGUUACGGUAUUCUUGACCUACAUUUCAUUUACCGUUAUAUAGCUUUAUGCAGGUUUCCGUAGUAGAAAACAAUUUUUAAUAAUGAGUGCUUAAGACCAAAACUUCUACAUUGGUUUACCCAACCCUUGUACAUAAUCGGAUGGUUUCUUUUUUGGUUAUCAUUUGGAAUUUAUUGGGCAAUUGGCAGCGCUUUGGCUUAUUUGAACGAAGAGGACCGUGAUUUUCUACGGGAAACUUUUCUUGUCAAUUAUAACGCGAAUAUCGAUGAGAUGGGUAUUCUUGGAGUAAGAUAUAAGGUUUGUUAUAAGCAAUUAAACGAGAAGUGUUUUUUUUUCGAACUAAACUUUGUGUUUUACUGCAUAGCUACAGUUCGUAGGUAUUUUGAGCUUGCAAAAUAAAAAUCUAACUGCAUCUGCUGGGCUCAAAAUUUCAUGGGAAAGUCCUGCGAAAUGCAAGUUAUAGAUUCAUUCAGGCGAGAACUAUCGUGAGGACUUGCACGGUGAUGCUGAUGGGGAACCUCAUGUCGGUGGCCGUUAUUAUUUCCUACUGCGUCAUGGGCUACAAGGUAGAAAAGUUCAUCAAACAACACGGAUAA